Molecule: messenger RNA, 948 nt
Organism: Heteronotia binoei (common prickly gecko)
Lineage: Eukaryota; Metazoa; Chordata; Lepidosauria; Squamata; Gekkonidae
Product: olfactory receptor 2D2-like
Exons: 1
Coding region: 1-948 (315 amino acids)
Biological process (GO): G protein-coupled receptor signaling pathway
Cellular component (GO): membrane
Molecular function (GO): G protein-coupled receptor activity; olfactory receptor activity
Source: RefSeq, a predicted model, not a curated record
AUGAUGAGGGCUGAGAACCUCUCUGCAAUCACAGAAUUCAUUUUGGUAGGACUCACCAACCACCGCAAGACACAGAUUCUUCUCUUCCUGAUCAUUCUCCUCAUCUACACCCUCACAGUUGUGGGGAACCUCGUGAUCAUCAUGUUGGUACGAGGCGACUCCUCCCUCUGCACCCCUAUGUACUUCUUCCUCUCAAACCUUUCAGUUCUGGAGAUCCUGUAUGUCACCUCCAGCAUGCCCCAGAUGCUGGCUCAUCUCUUGGCUGGAAACGGAGCCAUCUCCUUCACCCGGUGUGCUUUUCAAAUGUACAUGGUGAUUUGCUUGGGUAGCGUAGAGUGUUUUCUGCUGGGCGCCAUGGCUUACGACCGCUACUUGGCCAUCUGCUACCCUCUGAGAUAUGUCAUCGCCAUGGGCAGGUGGCGUCAGGUUCAGCUUGCCUCAGGUUCUUGGGCAAGUGGGUUCCUUCUUGCGUCAAUAAAUGUGGGUAUUACCCUUCACCUUCCCUACUGUGGCCCCAACCGCAUUAAUCAUUUUUUCUGUGACAUGCCCAUUGUGUUGAAACUUGCAUGCACUGACGUACGUGUGACAGAGCGCACCAUUAUUAUAUUGGCUGCUCUUAUCAUUGUCAUUCCCUUCUUUGUUAUCCUUGCAUCUUACAUGCUCAUAUUAUCUACUGUGGUGCGUAUGCGAUCAGCUGCUGGACGGCGCAAGGCCUUCUCCACGUGUGCCUCCCACUUGCUCGUGGUCAUCUUGUUCUAUGGCAUCCUUAUCUUUGUGUACCUGACACCCGGGUCAGACGCCACUCCUGAUCGUGACAAAGAACUUGCGGUCUUAUAUAUCGUGGUCACCCCAUUGCUCAAUCCUAUCAUUUAUACCUUACGCAAUAAGGACAUCCAUGGGGCUGUGUCCAGAAUGCUGCAAAGAUGGGGCUUUAAACGGAAAAGAUGA